Messenger RNA from Blastocystis hominis, 681 nucleotides. RefSeq lists its product as hypothetical. Lineage: Eukaryota; Bigyra; Opalinata; Blastocystidae. The record is from RefSeq and is a predicted model, not a curated record. The coding region runs from base 1 to 222 and encodes 73 amino acids. The transcript is spliced from 3 exons.
AUGAAUCCAGAGCAACCGAACAAUCUAAAUGUGGAUAUGGAUAGUACCCCUUCGUCUCCCACUCCUGCUCCACCCAAAGCUGCUCCCCAGAGAGGCCAUGUACCUCAGUACAAGCUUCUGUUCACAGAACCUAAACAAGUACUUCAGUUCGAUUUUAUGGAUGGAUUUCGUGCCGAAGUAGUGAAGGGGGUGACUCCCGCUCUUAUGAUUACGCAUGGGUAACACAAAUGAGUUCUGGCUCACUUCCAAGAUUGAUGCUUGGUUCUAACUACUUUCCUCAGCAAAUUGGUAACUCCGUUUAUAACUUGUCGAUCGACGCUAUGAAAAAGACAGUACAUUUGAAAUUGGUUCUUCUAGCUAGGCUCGUAUCAACGCCAGUUUAGACUCGCUCUGGCAUAUCGGUGGCGUUGUGCACGGCUUCCUUCGACCGGAUCUCAUGUGCAUGCUACAAGUGCAGACCUCCCGAAACCCGGCAGAAGACCGCGUCGUCGGCGAAUUAGCGUACACAGGCCCUGUAUCCAUUCUCACGGACUCGCCUACCCAUAGGACUACAAUGUCAGCACGGAUGUGAUGAUCGGCAGACAAGUUGGCUUCAGCUACAGCCAAUACAUCACCAAAGACUGGACGAUGGGUCUGGAGGCGAAAUUCCAAAUCCCGGACCGAGACUUGUCGUAUGCGGUG